Molecule: messenger RNA, 423 nt
Organism: Phyllotreta striolata
Lineage: Eukaryota; Metazoa; Arthropoda; Insecta; Coleoptera; Chrysomelidae
Source: the annotation of a GenBank genome assembly
AUGAUUUAUACGAUAAUUAUAGAAACCGCCGUCGCCGCCCCGGCGGUGGUGUCGGCCUACUCGUCGCCGAUCAUCUCCAAGUCCAUCAUCAGCCCCUACGCAUCGCACGCCCACCUCGCCCACGCCGCCCCCAUCGUCUCGAGCUACUCAUCGUACCCUUACUCGUCCCACCCUUACUCGUCCUACCCUUACUCGUCCUACCCUUACUCGUCUCCGAUCGUGGCUAGGACCGUAGGGGCCCCGAUAGUUUCGGCGUACUCCUCUCCGGUGGUGUCCGCUUACUCCGCUCCGAUCAUAUCGAAAACCGUGGCGGCUCCCGUCGUGUCCGCCUACUCGGGACCGGUUCUGUCCGCUUUCUCGUCGCCCGUCGUCGCCAGAGUUUCGAACUACGCGGCGGCUUCGCCCUACUCCGUGGGCUGGUAG